Tetranychus urticae (two-spotted spider mite) is the source of this 2025-nucleotide messenger RNA. RefSeq names its product TNF receptor-associated factor 3-like. Gene Ontology annotation, molecular function: tumor necrosis factor receptor binding; zinc ion binding. Gene Ontology annotation, cellular component: plasma membrane signaling receptor complex; cytoplasmic side of plasma membrane. The record is from RefSeq and is a predicted model, not a curated record. Gene Ontology annotation, biological process: regulation of canonical NF-kappaB signal transduction. Lineage: Eukaryota; Metazoa; Arthropoda; Arachnida; Trombidiformes; Tetranychidae.
UAUCAACUUUUCUUUAUCAUUUUCCCCCUUUUCUCGUACUCAAAUCUCUGUCCUACAUAUAAUAAUAAUCACACUCGUCAUACAACUAGAUCCAGAACAUGCUAAGAUAAUUGAAUAAGAGGUUUCCCUUGGAUUUUAUCUUCAUUUUGUCUCAAUUUAUUGCUUUCUCAUACAAAUUAAUGUUUCUAUUACCUUUUAUUAUAUUCAAUUUUUACUCUAUCUUAUGUACUGUUGUUAGAUAUUUAUCAUUCAAUAUGAACCAAUUGUUUGAACCUCGCCCGUGAUCAACAAUCAUUAAUUAUGUUUGUUUUGGUUCUUUAUGCUCAACAGUAUUUUAAUUAAGAAGACACAAUGUAUUUUGUCAAUGUUGCUGAAGUGUUAGCAAAAAAGUGACGCUUUUAUCCUCCUGAUUGCAAACUGAAUCUUCAUCCUGAUCAAAUUUAUUGAUUACUCGUUUCUGUUCUACUGCGAGGAAGGUUCGACAAAAUAAUGGAAACUUUGUCUGGUUUUGAUGAAGUAUCAAUUGAUCGCGUACAAUUUGUUGACUUGUAUCCAGAAAACUUCAAGUGUGACCAAUGUGGUUUAUUAGUAAGGAUAAUAAUCAAGACAACAGCUCCAUUCAAAUUGACUGAAAAUGGAUUUGAAGAUUCCUCACUCAAUGCGCCUUCGAGGCCAAAAUGUGGCCACAAGUUUUGUCGUCCUUGUUAUAAUUCAUUGUCCUUCGAUGGUAGAUUCUUGAAGUGUCCAAUUGACUCUCUCAUUGUCCCUAAAAAAGAGUUCAUCGAGGAUCGUCUGGACUCUGAGACAAUCAUGGAAAAAGAUGUUUAUUGCUCUUACCGAAGUCGAGGCUGUAAAAAAAUUUGCACUUUGAGAGAUUUAAAGGAUCACAUGAAAACCUGUGUUUAUGGAGUAGUCAGUUGUCCACUCAAAUGUGGAGUAGGAGUUGUCAUUAAAAUGCUUCCUUCUCAUAUGUCAACGGAAUGCCCAAGACGGACAAUACUUUGUACUCACUGUGGAGAUGAUAUCGCCCUUCAAUCAAAGAAAGAUCACGAGUCUAAUUGUCAUCGUCGACCUACCUUGUGCAAUUUUUGUAAACGUAAAAUGGCAUUUUGUGAAUUGAAAAAACAUUAUGAAACCUGUUUGGGCAAACCAAGAAAUUGUAAGCUAGCUCUGAUGGGAUGUAAAUUUGUGGGGAAUAAAGACGAAGUCGAACAACAUGAAUCAAUCUGGAAAAUUCACGUUGAUCUAUUGACAAAGUAUCUUCAUAAGAAUAAUAAUUAUUCGGACGAUUUAAAAUUGCGUAUCAGUGAUAUUUUGAAGAUAGUCAAGGAGUUGAGUGAAGAAAAUACAGUUUUGAAACAAAACUUGGGAACCCUUUCAUCCCAAUUUCAAACAAUAAUAGAAGACAAUUCCGUUUUAAAAGAUAAAAUCAACAAAAUGGAAUCAAAUUUUGGUCAAACUAUCGACUCAAUGACGGAGGAACAAAAAUAUUUAGCAAGUGAAGUCCAACGUCUAAGAGAUUUGGUGGCAGUCGGGGAGUCAUCAGUAUGAUAAAUAACCAUUUUCAUCGUCUUCAAGUGGUCAACUUACUUCAUAAUCAUGGCUAUUUUAGUCGAAUUUACGGGAUUUUAGGUUCCAUCGACAUCAUGCAUUGACACAAAAGAACUGAUGAUCGAUACCAACGACCCUAAUUCAAUGUGAAAACACCAAAAAUUUAAAAUUAUUUAACAAAGUCUUGGACACUUUCGAUUCUCCUUCCUUUUUCUCAUUCCCACAAUUUCAAAAAAAAUUUUUCAUUCCAACUCGGAUUUUUUUAUGUGAAAAGUUUUUUUUGUUUUUUUACAUCAUUCAUUUGACUCUACACGAUGUUAUCGAUUGUAUUCUUGGUUAGAUAGUUUCUUUUAUGCAAUAUACUGCCAGUCAAAUAAUGCAGUUUUUACUAUGUUUUACAAAAAUUUUCAUUGUUUAUUUAUUGUAUCUCAAGAUUUGUUAAGUCAAAUAAAAUUUUGUCGUUUUCGUAUAAAA